Molecule: messenger RNA, 915 nt
Organism: Prunus armeniaca (apricot)
Lineage: Eukaryota; Viridiplantae; Streptophyta; Magnoliopsida; Rosales; Rosaceae
Source: the annotation of a GenBank genome assembly
AUGGCGAAUGCAUCGCCUCCUCGUCUCCUCAGUCAGAAAGAGGCUGACAUCCAGAUGAUGCUUGCCGCUGAGGUCCAUCUGGGCACCAAAAACUGUGAUUUUCAGAUGGAAAGAUACGUCUUCAAGCGGCGUAAUGAUGGGAUUUACAUUAUCAAUCUCGGAAAGACAUGGGACAAGCUUCAGCUGGCUGCCAGGGUGAUUGUUGCGAUUGAAAAUCCCAAGGAUAUUAUUGUACAAUCGGCAAGGCCCUAUGGUCAGAGGGCUGUUCUGAAGUUUGCUCAGCACACCGGGGCUAAUGCAAUUGCUGGACGACACACCCCAGGAACCUUUACCAAUCAGCUUCAGACAUCUUUCAAUGAGCCCCGUCUCCUCAUUCUGACUGAUCCAAGAACAGAUCACCAGCCAAUUAAGGAAGCAGCUCUUGGAAACAUUCCAACAAUUGCUUUCUGUGAUACUGAUUCUCCCAUGCGUUAUGUUGAUAUUGGCAUCCCUGCCAAUAACAAGGGUAAGCACAGCAUAGGAUGUCUUUUCUGGAUCCUAGCAAGGAUGGUUUUGCAGAUGCGUGGCUCCCUCCGUCCAGGGCAUAAGUGGGAUGUCAUGGUUGAUCUAUUCUUCUAUAGAGAGCCUGAGGAGGCCAAGGAAAAGGAGGAGGAAGAAGCUGCUACAGCGGCGGAUUAUGGAAUUACAGAUUAUUCUGCAGCUGGUGGCCUUCCUGCUGGUCUUGCUGGUGAUCAAUGGCCUGCCCAAGUUUCUGAUGCUCCUUGGCCAACCGAUGCCCCUGCAGCUAUCCCAGCAGCUCCUGUUGUUAGCUGGACUGCAGAACCAGUAGCAGCUGCAGAUGGGUGGGGGGAGCCAGUACCAGGCCCUGCUCCUAUAGUUGAUGGUGCUCCUACUGCUACUGGCUGGGAUUUAUGA